Trichophyton rubrum CBS 118892 is the source of this 1107-nucleotide messenger RNA. RefSeq lists its product as uncharacterized. Lineage: Eukaryota; Fungi; Ascomycota; Eurotiomycetes; Onygenales; Arthrodermataceae. The record is from RefSeq and is a predicted model, not a curated record. Gene Ontology annotation, cellular component: prospore membrane; lipid droplet; ascospore wall. The transcript has 2 exons. The coding region runs from base 439 to 1107 and encodes 222 amino acids.
AUGUAGACGAAGGCGAAGACGAAGAGGAUUGUUGAUGAGAGAGCACACUCCAGGCUCGAGUGAACCCACUAUAACAGCCAAGUAGAGCGCACAGGUUUUAUUUCCAGGAUGCUUAAGCUGCUCAGCUUUAGAAGUGCCACCGGGAUCUACCCCCUACAGGUCAGUCGAGUACUGCAUCCAGGCUAGGCCGCCAUCCCAUGCAAGCUACUAACCAACCUGGGGAUACAGGGGAUAGUAUAUUUUAUCUUCCAUCCUUUCCUAUGGCCUCUGUUCCGGUCCCGGCUGCUGCCCAUAACACUACUUUCGCUGUUCAUUUACACAAUUCUCUUCGUUUUCACAUAUCUCCCCCAAGUAGCGUUUCUAGCUAUCUUCCAUGGCCCCGGCGCAUGGGUUAACGGGGCAUUCCUUGUCCUGGCAGAAGGAGCCGCGAUAGUAGCGAUGCUAUUUGAGGCGUUCUUUGUGGAUGAGGCGCAGGUUGAUGUCUUUGAUUCGGUUUUACUCCACGAAGCGAUGAAAAGGCCGCUCGAAGAUCCAACGUCGGUGUCUGAUCCGGCCUCAACUACACAGCCUUCUUCCUCCUUCCGGAGACAUAUCAUUUCCCUGAUGUCCGAAUACAGAUCACUAGACCUGUCGAAUUAUACCAAUCCCCUCACUCACAAAAUCGAAGACCCGGCGAAGUGGCUUGGGAAACCUCUACACACGGCCAUAUAUGCUCCAUUCUCGUUCAGGCAGAUAAUAGAACUGAUACUUUUGUUGCCGCUGAAUUUGGUUCCAGCUAUUGGAACCCCGCUCUUCUUAGUCUUGACAGGCUAUCGGGCUGGCCCGUUCCAUCACUGGAGGUAUUUCCAGCUACGCGAUUUUGACAAAAAGGAGAGGAAGGAAUAUAUUCAUAAGAGAAUCCUUAGAUACACCUUGUUUGGCACAGUCGCACUUGUACUGCAACUCGUACCUGGGCUUUCAAUGUUUUUCCUCUUGUCCACUGCUGCAGGCUCAGCACUGUGGGCAAGAGAUAUGGAACGACGGAGAUGGCUCAUGGCCCUAGAUACUGCUAGUGAUAAUGGCCAUCACGAUAGGCCAUCAGAACAAUAUCAUGAUAAUCCGGUAUAG